Messenger RNA from Zingiber officinale, 1354 nucleotides. RefSeq names its product exopolygalacturonase-like. Lineage: Eukaryota; Viridiplantae; Streptophyta; Magnoliopsida; Zingiberales; Zingiberaceae. The record is from RefSeq and is a predicted model, not a curated record. The coding region runs from base 1 to 981 and encodes 326 amino acids. Gene Ontology annotation, molecular function: polygalacturonase activity. Gene Ontology annotation, biological process: carbohydrate metabolic process. The transcript has 5 exons.
AUGAAGCUGGUCAUCUUCCUCUGCUUAGUGUGCCAUGGCAUUGCAUUGGCGAGCGCGAGCGGAACUUACAAUGUGAUGGAUUUCGGUGCCAAGGCCAAUGGCGUGACUGAUGAUAGCCAGGCAUUUUUGGCUGCAUGGAAGCAAGCUUGCAGCUCGUCUGGACAGACCAAGGUCUUGGUACCUGUCGGGACAUACUUCCUCAACCCUGUCGAAUUCAGUGGCCCUUGCCCAGGUGUCCAGAAUUUGAUAUUCCAGAUCCAGGGAACGGUGAAGGCGUCGACGGACUUGAACAUAUACAAACAGACCCGUGGUUGGGUGGCCUUUACAUUUGUGGACCACUUGACCUUGACUGGCGGAGGGACCUUCAAUGGCCAGGGAGAAGCAUCUUGGUCGCUCAACAAUUGCCCCAGACAAAAGAAUUGCAAUCCUCUGCCAUCGUCACUCCACUUUGAGUACACAAACAACACUGUUGUCAAGGAUAUAACGUCGAUCAAUAGCAAGUUCUUCCAUGUAGCUUUGAUGAAUUGCAAUAACUUUCAAGGCAGUGGGAUCACCAUCAAGGCUCCUGACAAUAGCCCUAACACGGAUGGUAUACACCUUGAGAGCAAUUCCGGUGUGACCAUUUCGAGCUCGAACAUUGGCACGGGCGAUGACUGUGUCUCCAUUGGACAAGGCAACUCUUUUGUCACAGUUAGCGGGAUCAAUUGUGGUCCUGGCCAUGGCAUCAGUGUUGGGAGCUUAGGAAGGUAUAACACCGAGAAGGAUGUCAAGAACCUUAUUGUGAGAGAUAGCACCUUCAUUGGCACAGUAACGGGAGUGCGUAUCAAGACUUGGGCUAACUCUCCUAUUCAAACUACAGCUCAAAACAUUACCUUUUCAAAUCUCAUUAUGAAGAAUGUUGGAAAUCCCAUCAUCGUCGACCAAACUUACUGCCCCUAUUCAAAUUGCGACAACUCGGUUUGUAUUAAUGGCUAUAUGUAGACCAUUGUAGCUAGCUUCAUUAAAUUACUAAGAUACUUUCUUUGUGCACAUUUUGAUAGGUGCCUUCUCGUGUGCAACUAAAAGACAUCACGUUCAAGGACAUUCGGGGAACAGUGCAAUAUAAGGAGGCAAUAACACUAAAAUGCAGCAAAGGGUUUCCGUGUCAAGGGCUUAAACUCGAGAAUAUUAACCUCCAAAGUUCUGGCACACAGAGUGUAGUGUCUGUUUGUCUUGAUGCUCGAGCAAUCUAUUCUGGCCAAAUCAAUCCUACUCCUUGCAAUUGAUGACAAAUAAGAAGAAGAAGAAGCUCAUAUAGUUUGAAUGGUUAGGUGCAUUUUUAGUUGCAGCCAAGCUUUUCUGGACAAAGAUUAAG